AUGGGCACCAAUCUCGCGGCCCCCAAUAUCACCACACGGAAACCAGGUUACCCGCCGCGUGGCUUUGCUCUAGGGUCGAGGGGGCUCUUUCAAGGCAUAGGCAAGCGGCAAGCAAGCCGCAAAACACCUCAUCCCCCCGUACUCUCCCAUUACUCACAGACGGCCGGCCACCGGAAUCCCGGUCCCGGCAUGAUUGCGACAGGGAACAUGGCAUCAGAAGUGCCCCAUCGUAGUGUCCGCCGUCUCAUACGAGGGGGUAGGCCGCAGCUGAAAGCCUGGCACAAAAAAAAACCACAGGAACCGAAGAACAUCCGCAAGGUGAAGGCUACGUAG
Messenger RNA from Colletotrichum abscissum, 333 nucleotides. RefSeq lists its product as uncharacterized. NCBI's taxonomy places the organism in Eukaryota, Fungi, Ascomycota, Sordariomycetes, Glomerellales, Glomerellaceae. The record is from RefSeq and is a predicted model, not a curated record. The transcript has a single exon. The coding region runs from base 1 to 333 and encodes 110 amino acids.